ACGCGCGCACACUCGGUUGAGUCGAGUCUAAACUCGGCAAAGAUUUAUUUCUUUAUAUUUUUUUGGGGGAGGGGGGGGGUUGUCAGGCUGGACACUUGCCGGGAGGAAAAACACGCUGCUUCCACACAGAAGAGGAGUAAACUUGUCGGUCUUCUUCAGAUGGGAGUCCCACGCGCGCGGAAAACUUGGGCUCACUUCUCUUCUCGGUGAUUAUCGGAACUUUUUGCGCUCCAAACAUGCCGGAGCGAAUCAGCGUUUCGGAGUUUGUGGUGCUGACAAACGAGGAUUUGUCUUCGCCGGGGACGUCGAGUUUUCAGUCGAAAAUGAGCGACUGUCGGAGCACAGUUUCAGCCGUGGAGGAGUCCCUGGAGGCGGACCACACAACUCUACAGAGGAUGAAGAAGACGAUCAAAGCUAUACACACAUCUGGACUGUCCCAUGUGGAAAAUAAGGAACAGUACAUCGAGCUGCUGGAGAAUUUGGGGAAUAGUCACCUGAGCCAGGACAGCAACAAGGUGUCCACAGGUUUCCUCAACCUGGCUGUGUUUACCAGAGAGGUCACAGCACUCUUCAAAAAUCUGGUGCAAAACCUCAACAACAUCAUGUCCUUCCCUUUGGAAAAUGUUCUCAAGUCAGAGCUCCGGGACAGCAGACUUGAACUGAAGAAGCAGAUGGAGAAGAGUUGGAAAGAAUAUGACAUUAAAAUAGGGAAGUUAGAGAAGGAGAGGAAGGAGAAGAGCAGGCAGCUGGGACUGAUCAAAACCGAGGGAUCAGACAGCGGGGAGGACAUGGAGAGAGAAAGGAGGACUUUUCAGCUGCAAAUGUGUGAGUACCUUCUAAAGAUCCAGGAGCUGAAGGUGCGUCAAGGUCCUGAUCUCCUCCAGAGUCUCAUCAAAUACUUCCAGGCACAGCUCAGUUUCUUUCAGGACGGGCUGAAAGCUGCAGAGAAUCUCUCUCCCUUCAUAGAGAAGCUCGCUACCUCUGUGCACACGGUGCGCCUGGACCAAGACGAGGAGGUGAAACAGCUCACUCAGUUGAGGGAUUCUCUCCGAUUGCUACUGCAAGUGGAGGGGAAAGAAGAGUACAUGAAUAGGAAGAACUCUGGCAAUGGCUACAGCAUCCACCAACCUCAGGGCAACAAGAAGUACGGGACGGAGAAAUCUGGAUUCCUGCUCAAGAAGAGUGACGGGAUCAGGAAAGUGUGGCAGAAGAGAAAGUGUGGUGUCAAAUUUGGCUGCCUGACCAUUUCCCACAGUACGAUCAAUCGACCACCAGCCAAGUUGAACCUACUGACCUGUCAGGUGCGGCCAAACCCAGACGACAGGAAGAUUUUUGACCUGGUCACUCGUAAUAGGACAUACCACUUCCAGGCAGAAGACGAGCAGGAAUGUGUGAUCUGGGUAUCAGUACUGCAGAAUAGUAAAGAGGAGGCUCUCAAUACAGCAUUAGGAGGCGACCAGCUCCACCUCCAGGACAGUGGACUCCAGGAACUAUCCCGAGCCAUUAUCACUGAGCUCCGACAAAUGCCUGGCAACGAAGCCUGUGCCGACUGUGGAGCUGCAGAUCCAACAUGGCUUUCCACCAAUCUCGGCAUCCUGACCUGUAUAGAAUGUUCUGGCAUCCAUCGAGAGCUGGGUGUCCACUACUCCAGGAUCCAAUCUCUCACUCUGGACUUCCUUAGCACUUCUGAGCUACUGUUGGCUGUAAGUAUUGGCAACAGCAGAUUCAAUGAUAUUAUGGAGGCAGGUCUUCCAAAUGACUCUGUCAAGCCACUGCCACAAAGUGACAUGAAUGCCCGAAAAGAGUACAUUGUGGCGAAGUACGCUGAGCGUCGAUAUGUCCUACGAAGGGAAGAAGUGGAUCCUUGCCGACUGUAUGAUGCCGUGAAGAGUCGUGACCUCAGUUCCCUUCUACAGCUUUAUGCUGAGGGAGCGGACCUAGCAAAACCACUCGCAUUACCUGAAAGACAGGGUAUCAAAGAGACGGCGCUCCAUCUGGCAGUCCGUCUAGAAGAGAAGACUUCUCUGGCACUGGUGGAUUUCCUCUGCCAGAACAGCAACUGUUUGGAGAAGAAAACUGCUGAAGGAAACACGGCUCUCCACUACAGCAUCCUGCAUCACAAACCAGAGUCACUCAAGCUCCUGCUAAAAGCAAAGGCAGCUUUAAACACAGUGAACACAGCAGGAGAGACAGCUCUUGAUCUCUCCAGGCGGCUGCAACACAAGCAGUGUGUGGACCUGUUGGAACUGGCACAGAGCGGGAAGUUUAACUCUCAGAUCCAUGUGGAGUUCACGUGGGAGACUCAGUCUCAGGAGCUAUACGACAGUGAAGAUGACUUGGACGAAAGGGCAAGCCCAUUAUCCAAAAACCGUGCAACACCUCCCACAAAUGGAGGUUCUGGAGCUUCCUUCACCAGUUGGAGUGUGGAUAAUGGUGCCAUUGCAGCCACAGCCAACAGGCCUUGUCAGACCUAUGAGAACCUGGACUUCUUGUACAAAAAUCCCCCAACUAACAGCGCCCCCACAGGAGCACCUUUGCCGCCACCACUCCCAGCAAAAUCGAUCCAAAGAGGUCGCUCAGAUCCUCAGAUAUCACUCACCACCCAUGAAGGCAGCCACCUUUUAAGACACUGCUCAUACCCAGCCUCUCACUCUUGCAGUCCCCAAAUGCAGGCAAAACAUGACCCCCCUCCUGCUAGCACAGAAAACCAAGGCCAAGGGGGAAAACCGCCUAAAUCUUCCUUUGGCCAGGGAGGUCUGCUGAAGUCACAAAGGCUGACGUGGGAAGGUGCACCUGGUGCUAACUCUGGGUCUCAUAACAGUGUGUCACCAACAUCUUCUCAGACCCACACAGGACCUGUUAGUUCACAGAAGACCACAUCGUACCGUCGAACCAUCUACGGAAGUGGUGUCCAAGGGAAGUGCAGCGUGUUGUCUCCCACCUCUCAGGGCAGCCAGGAGGAGCUGUACUGCAGUUUGGUGGGGAAUAAUUUAUGUCUUGGUUCGUGUGCUGCUUCAUCCACAGCAUCAUCACCGACCAUGCCUUCAGUUGCCCCACGAUCCCGCAAGAACGCUAUGGUUUCUGUCAGCAGGCCCCAUCAUAAACGUGUCAAGGCGUUAGUGGACUACAGAGCAGUCAGUUCUGAGCACCUUGACUUUUUUAAAGAUGAGAUAAUUGUGGUCACAGCCACAAAUGACUCCCACUGGUGGGUCGGUCAUAUAGAGGGGGAGCCUUCCAGAAAGGGGAUCUUUCCUGUCAACUAUGUGCACAAGCUGACAGACUGAAGGCACGUCGGGAUGUCAGAGUCUUGUUUGAGGAAAAACCCAACCAGCACAGGAUGCUUACUGAAACCCUAUCUUCCUCACACUGUGGGAUUUAUCUACGAGAGUAGACCAGUGGAUCAAAAAUGUACUCAAACAAGGAUUUUAGGAAACAGUAAGAGGAUAUAUGGUAUAAUCCAAGUGGUACAUGUGGAUAAUAACAGACUCGUCUUUGGAUUUAUACCCUCACCUGGAACCGACUGCUUUUGCUUUUGUACCUUCCAACAUAAUUCCACAGGUCUGUGUUGUUUUAAAGCUGUAUAAUUGCUUUUGAGAAGUACAAAUGCAUUUGCAGUGGAGCACAAACUCUUCUGAUGUUCUAUCAUAUAUUUGAGCAUUAAUAUUACACUUGCACUGCAGAAGAUUGAGUCGUCCGUAGUGAUCUUUGCUCUGCGUUUCGAGGCACCGCUUACCGACAAAGACAAAAUCCAUUCAAGGCACUUUAAAAAUCAACAGGAAAUUCCUCCGAGAGGUGGCCGAAGUGUAAAUGUGUGUCCGGCUGUACGGUGAUGGAGCUGCUUUUAUUUCUGAACGGAAAUUCUAGUUCGUUCGCCGCCUUCCCUGGAACUCUGAAACUUGUUCUGUACCUGCCAGUCUGUCUCCAGCAAAAUGCCAGACAAGUGAGACGUCCAAGGAGAGACAUGAAACUUUACCCUGCCCAUCUUUGCUAAAGGCACGACUGGCUGGACCCUGGCCGCAAAGGAUCCGUUUUCCUCUGGCUCCGUACAUCCCUCUCUGGAGAAUAAGAAAGAUUUAU
Thalassophryne amazonica is the source of this 4077-nucleotide messenger RNA. It is a transcript of the gene asap3, whose product is annotated as ArfGAP with SH3 domain, ankyrin repeat and PH domain 3. Gene Ontology annotation, biological process: positive regulation of GTPase activity. The record is from RefSeq and is a predicted model, not a curated record. Gene Ontology annotation, cellular component: cytoplasm. Gene Ontology annotation, molecular function: protein binding; GTPase activator activity. The coding region runs from base 237 to 3284 and encodes 1015 amino acids. The transcript is spliced from 26 exons. NCBI's taxonomy places the organism in Eukaryota, Metazoa, Chordata, Actinopteri, Batrachoidiformes, Batrachoididae.